UGACUACCAGGAAGCUGCGGUGUGUUUACCUUGGUGCGCCUCCGCCGAGCAUCCUCCAUCAGAGCCGUUAUCAGCAGAGGAGAUCUGAGGUCGUAGCCGGCUGCUGUUCGCCUUCCCUCCGCGGGUGAUGACCCAUCAGCCACCUCGGUCACCGCCAUGGCGUCCACCUGCAUCCCGGACAGCGCCACAGAAAAACAAAGGCUGCUCUCCUCCAUGAACAGCUACGGGUCUCAGGAUGUUCUCGGAUGCGGGAGCCACCAUCCCACCGCUCUGCUGGACGGGGAGUUUCACCGACAGCUACUGAAUAAAGCUGAGGAGGAAGAGGAGGAGGAUCUGAGGAGAAAACUCAAGUACUUCUUCAUGAGCCCUUGCGACAAGUACCACGCCAAGGGACGCAAGCCUUUCAAGCUGGGCCUUCAGCUGCUAAAAAUCAUCAUUGUGACCGUGCAGCUGGUGCUGUUUGGGUUGAGCAACCAGAUGGUGGUGACGUUCCAAGAGGAAAACACGGCAGCGUUCAAGUACCUGUUCCUGAAGGGUUACCGGGACAACCAGCCUCAGGCUGUCCACACGCAGUCGGAGCUGUACAGCCGCAUCCACUUUGUCACAGAGCAGUACUUGGCUCUGCCUGAGAUCGCACUGGGCCGCUACGCGUAUGUGACGGGCGUAGGCGUGAAUGGAAGCGCUCUCUCCCUCUGCCAGCGGUACUAUAAGAAGGGAACCAUCGACCCCGUCAACGACACGUUUGACAUCGACCCCCAUGUUGUUACAGACUGCAUCGGGCUCGAUCCGACGACGGACGAUUCGGCUGUAAGAAACGGCAACUACAAGAAUUUCACUCUCCAGUUUUACAAGCUGAUCAACGUCACAGUUGACUUCCAGCUGAAGGCCAUCAACAUUCAGACAAUAAUCAACAAUGAAAUCCCAGACUGCUACACCUUUGCCAUCACGAUCGUCUUCGAUAACAAAGCUCACAGCGGCGAAGUCAAGAUCUUCCUGCAGAACCAGGCCUCCAUAAAGGAAUGUAAAGACCCAAACGUAUCUGGACACGCGGAGAGCUACGCCAGAGAGUUCUUUGAUGUGGUGGUGGCGAUCGUCUGCCUGCUGUCGCUGCUGCUCUGCGGCCGCUCCAUCCUACGAGGAAUCCUCCUUCAACACGAAUUUGUGCAGUUUUUCAAACACAAACUGAACCGCACCGUCAGCUGGGGGGACAGAAUGGAGUUCAUCAACGGCUGGUACAUCCUGCUCAUCAUCAGCGACGUGUUCACCAUCGUCGGCAGCUUCAUAAAAAUCGGGAUAGAGUCCAAGACUUUGUCAUCGUACGACACGUGCGGCAUCCUGCUGGGAACGUCCACUCUGCUGGUGUGGGUGGGAGUCAUCCGCUACUUCAGCUUCUUUCAGAAAUACAAUAUCCUGAUUGUGACUCUAAGAGCGGCUUUUCCCAGCGUUAUCCGCUUCUGCUGCUGCGUGGCUGUUAUUUAUUUGGGAUACUGCUUCUGUGGAUGGAUUGUCCUGGGACCCUACCAUACUAAGUUUCGCUCCCUGUCCAGGGUGUCAGAGUGUCUGUUUUCUCUCAUCAACGGAGACGACAUGUUUGUGACGUUUGCUGAGAUGGAGCAAAGCAGCACGCUGGUGUGGAUCUUCAGCCAGGUCUACCUUUACACCUUCAUCUCGCUGUUCAUCUACAUGGUGCUCUCCCUCUUCAUCGCUCUGAUCACCGGAGCUUACGACACCAUCACGGCCCAAACCAGGGAGCAUGUUCCCCAGACAUGUCUACAUGCAUUCAUAGCACAGUGCACAGACACGCCCAGUUCUGGCAAAUUCCGUGGGCCUGAGGGGUCAUCAUGCUCCUUCCUCUGCUGCUGUGAAUGGUGAGGAGGAGAAAGGCGGUAAUCUGCUUCAGAAAGAAGAAGACUUUUAAAAUGUUCUGCCUUUAUCUUCAAAGACCCACAUUUCCAACCCACCGACAGCUGCACUGCUUUUCUCCAGACGCUCAGCGGGGAUGUUAAAGGCUGGCAGCGUGAACCUGCUGACCUCGGAGCAUUUUCGUCCCCCUGGUGCCCGGGGUUUCAGUUUUGCAUUGAAAUCUGUUGUGGAACAGCAGAUUGCUCUGCCUCUGCUUUUGCACUGUAUGAAUAAUUUAUUGCCUCUGGCUCAGAUUUUUCAGGCAGAGAUGACCACUCCUCUGAUGCUGGGAAACAAAAAUUCAUCAUUAUGGACUGAAAAUGGGAUCCCUCAAUUAGAGGUGGGGCAUUGUUUUGUUGUUGUUGUUGUUGUUUUAUUUAAUUUAAGAAAAAAAAAUGUAGAGGAGUUAUUGUUUUGUCAGUGACCUAGCAUAAGGGAAAGGGUUUUAUUAUUUUGGGCCUGUAGAAAUUUUUAAAAACCCAUUGUUAUUUUACAAGACUGAGUCUGACUUAAGAAGCACUUGUUAUUUUGAUGCUCAAAAUUAUUUAAUUCAAGAAUUUUCUUCUACCUUAUUUUAAUUUUUUAUUGUUCCUGAGGGCUAGAUGACAGAAGAACAUAAAACAAGCCCUGGAUUUAGCUCUUUUUUUAAAUAAUAACCUGCACCUAUAAAUUCCUAUUUCAAUCAGUCUAAAUUUCUGGCUAAAUGAAUAUUUCUUUUUCUAUUCCUAAUUAUUAUCCAGGUAUAAGAGGCCUUUUGUAGUAUUUGAGA
Molecule: messenger RNA, 2671 nt
Organism: Cyprinodon variegatus (sheepshead minnow)
Lineage: Eukaryota; Metazoa; Chordata; Actinopteri; Cyprinodontiformes; Cyprinodontidae
Gene: mcoln1
Product: mucolipin 1
Exons: 13
Coding region: 157-1872 (571 amino acids)
Cellular component (GO): lysosomal membrane; plasma membrane
Molecular function (GO): NAADP-sensitive calcium-release channel activity
Source: RefSeq, a predicted model, not a curated record